AUUCUUGAAAAGCAAAAUUUAUCGAGCGUACAGCAAAGGCUAGACUCGGAGUUUCCAAAGUGGUUUGAAGAACGUGUCAUGUAUACACAUGCACGUGGAGAAUGUACUGAUGAAUUGUUGUCCUUGGCUAGAGGACCUGAUUUUCGAGUCAAUACAUUUGCUGGCUGUAAUGUGAAUGGAUUUAGAUUCCACAUUAAGGCUCGGGAAAGAGAAAGAAAGACACAAAAUAGUGGAGUUAUGGUAAAGGGGGAGCAUGCUGAUAAAGAAACAUACUUCUAUGGUAUAAUUACUGAUAUAGUUGAGGUUGAAUACUCAUUUACUCAAAAUCGAGUAGUUGUGUUUAAAUGUGAUUGGUGGGACUUGAGAAAUAAUUCGGGAAUCAAAGUAGACAAGCAGAGCAAUAUCACUAGCAUCAACAUGUCAAAAACAUGGUACUCAGACCAGCCUUUUAUAUUAGCAUCCCAAGCUGAACAAGUUUUCUAUCUUCAAGAUAUGAAGCUUGGAGGUAAUUGGCAUGUUGUAGAGUUAGUUAGUCCACGCUCAUCUUAUGAUGUUCCUGAGAAGCAUGAAGAUGAUUUGGUUGAUAACGAAGAGGCUUACCAAGAAGAGUAUCAUGAAGAUUUGAUUGGUGUACAAGAAAAUCUUGAGUUGGUCAGUUUGAAGAGAGGAGAUGUGCAAACUGAAGAAAGGAUAGAGGCUGGUGCUAUGUUUUUAUAUAGAAUUGUCAGCUAG
This is a messenger RNA of Coffea eugenioides, 732 nucleotides long. RefSeq lists its product as uncharacterized. The record is from RefSeq and is a predicted model, not a curated record. The transcript is spliced from 2 exons. Bases 79 to 732 code for a protein of 217 amino acids. Lineage: Eukaryota; Viridiplantae; Streptophyta; Magnoliopsida; Gentianales; Rubiaceae.